CGUAACAAAUAUCAACCCUCCAACUUCGAUUCCUGCAUUCCAGCACAUAUUUGUAUUACAAACCACUUUAAUUGAUGCACCCAUAUUGGAAUUUUGGGAUUUUCGUUGUUUUUGUGUCUCAGGAAGUACACAUAGGGGACUAAAUGGACUUGAUAAAGUUGCUUUAGCUUGGUGGGGCUUUGCUUUUUUUUGGGGAAGAAGAAAUUCUUGAUUAAGCUCUGGUUGUAAUUCAUGCUUUUCUUCAGCUUAAUCUGGAUUGUGAGAUCUUUUGCGGUAAGAGGUAUUAAAAGGGCUGAAGAUACUCUCAUUGUUCUUUAGGUUUCAUUCUAGCUUUAGCCACUAAGAUCGACAUCAAUUCCAUGUAGUUGGAAAAUGGAAGUAAUUUGCUUGUUCUUAAAUCUUGAAUCUUGAUGAUCGAUCAUGUCCUAUGAGCUUGAUUCGUAGAAAUUUCUUAUGGGAUCUUGUUGAAUCUUGAUCUGUAAAUUCAAUUCAGAUUUCAGAAUCAAAGAUGGCUAAUUUUGAUUGAUCUUGAUAGUAACUACAAAUUUGGUUUUAGUAGUUCAAGAUUUUGAGUUUUGUGGGUGCAUUUUGUUGUUUAUUCAUAAUGAAUGAUGCCCAAAGUACUGCCAAUAGUCUGCCUCCUUUCAUCGCAAAAACCUACGAAAUGGUCGAUGAUCCUUUAACCGAUUCCAUCGUAUCAUGGAGCCACAAUAACCGAAGCUUUGUCGUGUGGAACCCGCCUGAAUUCUCGGGCGAAUUGCUUCCGAGAUUCUUCAAACACAAUAAUUUCUCGAGCUUCAUCCGACAACUCAACACAUAUGGUUUUCGGAAAAUCGAUCCAGAACAAUGGGAAUUCGCAAAUGAAGACUUCAUCAGAGGCCAACCACAUCUUUUGAAGAACAUCCAUAGAAGAAAACCGGUUCACAGCCAUUCGAUGCAGAACCUCCAUAUCCAUGGAGCUUCUUCUACAUCUUCUCCUUUGACCGAAUCAGAAAGAAAUCGAUACAAAGAAGAGAUUUACUGGCUACGACAUGAAAAAGAAUCAUUGUUUCUAGAGUUUCAAACCCACCAACAAGAACAACAAGAGAUCGAAUCGGCAGCUCGUGCAUUAACCGAUCGUCUAAAGAUCGCGGUGAAACGCCAAAAUGACAUCCUCUGUGUCUUGGAUACAACUCAAAUAUUGGAGACAAAUGAUCGAAAGAGACGGCUUUCGGCUGAAACGAACAACGAUCAAGCGAGUCCUUUCAAUUUUCCAAUCUCCGGAACCCGAAAUACAGAUACCCUUUUGGCAUUAGAUGUGGAAAUGGUGGAGCAAUUGGAGUCUUCUCUAAUGUUUUGGGAGGAUUUAUCCACGGACGUCCGUGAAGCUCUUGUACAACAAAAGUGGCAGCCUGAGUUGGAUCAGAACGCUGGAAAUUGUGCAGAAAGUCCCGUUAUUUGCUACCCAACGAUAAAUCUUGAAAUGGGCUCUAACGACUGUGAGACCGCCAUGAAUUCUGAAGUGGUGAAGGGUGUUCCCACGGACGAAGAGCAGGUUGGUCGGAAGAGUGUUAACGAUGGGUUUUGGGAGCAGUUUUUGACGGAGAAUCCCGGUGGUUCGACGGAGGAUAACGACGGCAGAGGGUGGGGUCAAUUUGGGAAGUUUUGGUGGAACAUGAAGAGUGUAAAUGGCCUUGCAACACAAAUGGGGCAGCUGGAAAGAACUUGAGGUUUGUAGAUUUGUGUUUGGAUUUUUGAAGAAUUAUGAUAUGAUGUUUCAUUUUUCCUGGUACUUAUGUUUGUGAAUACAAUGAUGUUAGGAUUUCAGCAC
This is a messenger RNA of Cynara cardunculus var. scolymus (artichoke), 1810 nucleotides long. RefSeq names its product heat stress transcription factor A-4c-like. Bases 605 to 1708 code for a protein of 367 amino acids. NCBI's taxonomy places the organism in Eukaryota, Viridiplantae, Streptophyta, Magnoliopsida, Asterales, Asteraceae. The record is from RefSeq and is a predicted model, not a curated record. Gene Ontology annotation, cellular component: nucleus. Gene Ontology annotation, biological process: regulation of transcription by RNA polymerase II. Gene Ontology annotation, molecular function: RNA polymerase II cis-regulatory region sequence-specific DNA binding; DNA-binding transcription factor activity. The transcript is spliced from 3 exons.